CAGGGCGGCCCCGCACGCGCGGCAGCAUGUCGGAGAAGAUGUCCAGCUUCCUCUACAUCGGGGACAUCGUGUCCCUGUACGCCGAGGGCGCGGUGAACGGCUUCAUCAGCACGCUGGGGUUGGUGGAUGACCGGUGUGUGGUGCACCCUGAGGCAGGGGAUCUUGCUAACCCCCCCAAGAAGUUCAGAGACUGCCUCUUCAAGGUGUGCCCUAUGAACCGAUAUUCUGCCCAGAAACAGUACUGGAAAGCGAAGCAAGCCAAACAGGGAAACCACACUGAGGCGGCCUUGCUGAAGAAAUUACAGCAUGCUGCGGAACUGGAACAAAAGCAGAAUGAAUCAGAGAAUAAGAAAUUGCUGGGCGAAAUUGUGAAAUACAGUAACGUCAUACAACUGCUGCAUAUCAAAAGUAACAAGUACCUGACAGUCAACAAGAGAUUGCCUGCUUUGCUGGAGAAGAAUGCCAUGCGAGUCUCCUUAGAUGCUGCUGGCAAUGAGGGCUCUUGGUUUUACAUUCACCCCUUCUGGAAGCUGAGGAGCGAAGGUGACAAUAUUGUUGUUGGAGACAAAGUUGUUCUGAUGCCUGUGAAUGCUGGGCAGCCGCUGCAUGCCAGCAACAUAGAACUUCUGGAUAAUCCAGGGUGCAAAGAGGUGAAUGCUGUCAAUUGCAACACUAGCUGGAAAAUCACUUUGUUCAUGAAGUUUAGUUCAUAUCGAGAGGAUGUGCUGAAAGGAGGAGAUGUUGUUCGAUUGUUUCAUGCGGAGCAAGAGAAGUUUCUGACCUGUGAUGAGUAUGAGAAAAAACAGCACAUCUUUCUUCGCACGACCCUGCGGCAGUCGGCCACUUCUGCAACGAGUUCAAAGGCACUCUGGGAAAUUGAGGUGGUCCAUCAUGACCCGUGCCGUGGAGGUGCUGGACAGUGGAACAGCUUGUUCAGAUUCAAACAUCUUGCAACUGGGAACUAUUUAGCUGCUGAGCUUAACCCUGAUUAUCGAGAUGCUCAAAAUGAAGGGAAGAAUGUGAGAGAUGGAGAACUGCCAGCUUCAAAGAAGAAACGCCAGACGGGUGAGAAAAUCAUGUACACUUUGGUGUCAGUCCCACAUGGAAAUGACAUUGCAUCUCUUUUUGAAUUGGAUGCUACGACUCUUCAGAGAGCUGAUUGCUUGGUUCCAAGGAAUUCAUAUGUUCGAUUAAGACAUUUAUGUACCAACACAUGGGUCACCAGUACUAGCAUCCCCAUAGACACAGAUGAAGAGAGGCCUGUAAUGCUGAAGAUUGGAACUUGCCAAACAAAAGAGGACAAGGAAGCCUUUGCCAUUGUGUCUGUCCCACUGUCUGAGGUUCGAGACUUGGAUUUUGCCAAUGAUGCCAAUAAAGUGCUGGCAACAACCGUGAAGAAGCUAGAGAAUGGCACAAUAACUCAGAAUGAAAGGAGGUUUGUUACCAAAUUAUUGGAAGACCUCAUCUUCUUUGUUGCUGAUGUACUGAAUAAUGGGCAAGAAGUUCUAGAUGUGGUUAUCACUAAACCAAACCGAGAACGUCAGAAAUUAAUGCGGGAACAAAACAUACUGGCCCAGGUCUUUGGGAUUCUGAAAGCACCCUUUAAAGAGAAAGCAGGAGAAGGUUCUAUGCUGAGACUUGAGGAUCUGGGGGACCAGAGAUAUGCUCCCUACAAGUACAUGCUACGACUGUGCUACCGAGUGCUGCGCCAUUCCCAACGGGACUACCGCAAGAACCAGGAAUACAUCGCAAAGAACUUUUGUGUCAUGCAGUCCCAGAUUGGCUAUGAUAUUCUGGCAGAAGAUACCAUCACAGCUUUGUUGCAUAACAAUAGAAAACUCCUAGAGAAACACAUUACUGCGAAGGAAAUAGAAACAUUUGUCAGUUUACUCCGGAGAAAUCGUGAGCCAAGGUUUUUGGAUUAUUUAUCAGAUCUUUGUGUGUCUAACACCACAGCUAUACCAGUCACCCAAGAACUCAUCUGUAAAUUUAUGCUGAGCCCAGGGAAUGCUGACAUACUCAUUCAGACCAAGCUGGUCUCAAUGCAAAUAGACAACCCUAUGGAGAGCUCCAUCCUGCCUGAUGACACAGAUGAGGAGGAAGUCUGGCUGUACUGGAUUGACAGCAACAAGGAACCUCAUGGCAAGGCCAUCAGGCACCUUGCCCAGGAAGCCAAAGAAGGCACCAAGGCAGACCUAGAAGUGCUCACCUACUACAGGUACCAGCUGAACCUGUUUGCACGGAUGUGCCUGGACCGCCAGUACCUGGCCAUCAACCAGAUCUCCACGCAGCUAUCUGUGGACCUCAUCCUGCGCUGUAUGUCGGACGAGAGCCUGCCCUUCGACCUACGCGCCUCCUUCUGCCGCCUCAUGCUGCACAUGCAUGUGGACCGGGACCCCCAGGAGUCCGUGGUGCCUGUUCGCUAUGCCCGGCUCUGGACCGAGAUCCCCACAAAGAUCACCAUUCACGAAUACGAUUCUAUAACAGACUCUUCCAGAAAUGACAUGAAGAGGAAAUUUGCACUGACAAUGGAAUUUGUCGAAGAGUACUUGAAGGAAGUUGUAAACCAGCCCUUUCCUUUUGGUGACAAAGAGAAGAAUAAACUGACAUUUGAGGUCGUCCACUUGGCUCGGAACCUUAUAUACUUUGGCUUUUACAGCUUCAGUGAGUUGUUGAGACUGACAAGGACACUUCUGGCCAUCCUUGAUAUUGUGCAGGUCCCCAUGUCAUCAUAUUUGGAGAGAUUAAACAAAUUUCAAGAUGGAGGAAACAAUGUCAUGAGGACCAUCCAUGAGGUGGGCGAGAUGAUGACACAGAUGGUGCUUAGCCGUGGCUCCAUCUUCCCUGUGAGCAUCCCGGACGUGCCACCCAGUGCCCUCCCCUGCAAGCAGGGCAGUGCUGUCGAGCAGGAGGAUGUGACAGUGAUGGACACUAAGCUGAAGAUCAUUGAGAUCUUACAGUUCAUCUUGAGCGUCAGACUCGACUACAGGAUCUCAUAUAUGCUGUCCAUAUACAAGAAGGAGUUCGGAGAGAGCAGCGAAAAUGCUGAUGCCUCCCCUGGCAACUCCCCAGAAACGCUGCUCCCCUCAGCGGUGGUUCCAAAUAUAGAUGAGAUUGCAGCCCAGGCGGAAACCAUGUUUGCUGGGAGAAAGGAGAAGACUCCUGUCCAGCUUGAUGAUGAAGGCGGCCGAACUUUUCUGAGGGUCCUCAUCCACCUGAUCAUGCACGACUACCCGCCUCUUCUCUCAGGGGCUCUGCAGCUGCUCUUCAAGCACUUCAGCCAGAGGGCAGAAGUCUUACAGGCCUUUAAACAGGUGCAACUAUUGGUGUCCAAUCAAGAUGUGGAUAACUACAAGCAGAUCAAGGCUGAUCUAGACCAGCUCCGACUUACUGUGGAGAAAUCCGAGCUGUGGGUGGAGAAGAGUAGUAGCUACGAGAGUGGAGAGUUGGGCGAGAACCACGUGAAAGUUGGCGACGAGCCCAUUGAGGAAAACAUCAUCUUAAGCCCAGUGCAGGAUGGGACUAAGAAGCCCCAGAUUGACAGUAACAAGAGCAACAACUACCGGAUCGUGAAGGAGAUUCUGAUUCGGCUGAGCAAACUCUGGGUGCAGAACAAGAAGAGCCGGAGCCAGCACCAACGCCUACUGAAGAACAUGGGUGCCCACUCGGUGGUGCUGGACCUUCUUCAGAUUCCUUAUGAGAAGACUGAUGAGAAGAUGAAUGAAAUCAUGAAUCUGGCCCAUACGUUUCUGCAGAAUUUCUGCCGGGGGAACCCCCAGAAUCAAGUUCUUCUCCAUAAACAUCUGAAUCUGUUUCUGACACCUGGCCUCCUGGAGGCAGAGACCAUGCGGCACAUCUUUAUGAACAAUUACCUCUUGUGCAGUGAGCUCAGCGAGCGGGUGGUCCAGCACUUUGUACACUGUGUGGAGACACAUGGCCGCCACGUCCAGUACCUACGCUUCCUGCAGACUGUGGUGAAGGCAGAUGGGAAGUAUGUGAAGAAAUGCCAGGAUAUGGUGAUGACAGAGUUGAUAAACGGUGGUGAGGAUGUGCUGAUCUUUUACAAUGACAGAGCAUCAUUUCCUGUUCUUCUCCGUAUGAUGUGCUCAGAGAGAGACCGAGGGGAUGAGAACAGCCCCCUGGCCUACCACAUAACCCUUGUGGAGUUACUAGCAGCAUGCACAGAGGGCAAAAAUGUCUACACUGAGAUCAAGUGCAACUCCCUUCUGCCCCUGGAUGACAUAGUAAGGGUGGUGACGCAUGAUGACUGCAUCCCUGAGGUUAAAAUUGCUUAUGUGAAUUUUGUCAAUCACUGUUACGUGGACACCGAAGUGGAAAUGAAAGAAAUCUACACGAGUAACCACAUUUGGAAAUUAUUUGAGAACUUCCUCGUGGAUAUGGCACGGGUGUGCAACACUACCACUGACAGGAAGCAUGCAGACACCUUCCUGGAGAAGUGCGUCACCGAGUCCAUCAUGAGCAUUGUGAGUGGCUUCUUCAACUCGCCCUUUUCAGACAACAGCACCAGUCUCCAGACCCACCAGCCUGUCUUCACUCAGCUGCUGCAGUCUGCCUUCCGUGUGUACAACUGUAGUUGGCCCAGCCCAGCACAGAAGGCCUCAGUGGAGUCCUGUGUCCGAACCCUUGCUGAAGUGGCAAAGAAUCGUGGAAUUGCUAUACCAGUGGAUUUGGACAGCCAAGUGAAUACUCUCUUCAUGAAAAGUCACUCAAACAUGGUUCAGAGAGCAGCCAUGGGUUGGAGACUGUCUGCUCGCUCGGGACCACGCUUCAAGGAAGCUCUUGGUGGACCUGCAUGGGAUUACAGGAAUAUCAUUGAAAAGUUGCAGGAUGUGGUGACCUCCUUGGAACAGCAGCUGAGUCCAAUGAUGCAGGCAGAGUUCUCAGUGCUUGUGGAUGUGCUCUACAGCCCUGAGCUGCUCUUCCCCGAGGGCAGCGAUGCCCGAAUUCGGUGUGGUGCCUUCAUGUCUAAGUUGAUUAAUCAUACAAAGAAACUAAUGGAAAAGGAAGAAAAAUUGUGCAUCAAAAUUCUUCAAACUUUACGAGAAAUGUUAGAGAAGAAGGACAGCUUUGUGGAAGAGGGAACCACAUUAAGAAAAAUACUCCUGACCCGAUAUUUUAAAGGUGAUCAUGGGGUUGGGACCAGCAGUCACCUCUCGGGAACGUACAGCAAGUCUGUGCCUGGGGGAGGAAGCUUUUCUGGACCAGACUCGGACAAGGCGGGCACAUCCAUGACGGAUGUCCAGUGUCUGCUGGACAAAGAAGGGGCCUCUGAGCUGGUCAUCGAUGUCAUCGUGAGCACGAAGAACGACCGCAUCUUCUCAGAGGGCAUCCUUCUGGGAAUUGCUCUGCUGGAAGGCGGGAACACGCAGAUCCAGUAUUCUUUCUACCAGCAGCUACAUGAACAAAAAAAGUCAGAAAAAUUCUUCAAAGUUCUCUAUGACCGAAUGAAAGCUGCUCAGAAGGAGAUACGAUCAACAGUGACAGUGAGCACUGUAGACUUGGGGAACAAGAAGUCAGAGGAUGACAAUGAACGGCUGUUGUUGGGCUCACGCACAACAGGAAGAGACUCCUCGCUGCACCUGAAGGAAGGCAUGAAGGGGCAGCUGACGGAGGCAUCCUCUGCCACCUCCAAAGCCUACUGCAUGUACCGAAGGGAGGUGGACCCUGAACUGGACCUUGUGUGUGCUGGCUCCGACGGGGGCAAUGCUGAGGAGAAGUCAGCAGAGGAGGCAAGCAUGAGCCCUGCCAUCGCCAUCAUGCGGCCCAUCCUGCGCUUCCUGCAGCUGCUUUGCGAGAACCACAACCGGGAGCUACAGAACUUUUUGAGGAAUCAGAACAACAAAACCAAUUACAAUCUUGUGUGUGAGACACUACAGUUCCUUGACUGCAUCUGUGGAAGCACAACAGGUGGCUUGGGGCUCCUGGGUCUCUACAUCAAUGAGAAAAAUGUCGCGCUGGUCAACCAGACCUUGGAGAGCUUGACUGAGUAUUGCCAAGGCCCAUGCCAUGAGAACCAGACUUGUAUUGCAACUCAUGAAUCUAAUGGAAUUGAUAUCAUCAUUGCUUUGAUUCUUAAUGACAUAAAUCCUCUUGGUAAAUACCGAAUGGACCUGGUGCUCCAACUAAAGAACAAUGCCUCCAAGCUUCUGCUGGCCAUCAUGGAGAGCAGGCACGACAGUGAGAAUGCAGAAAGAAUCCUUUUCAACAUGAGACCCCGGGAACUGGUGGAUGUAAUGAAGAAUGCCUACAACCAGGGCCUGGAGUGUGACCAUGGGGAUGAGGAAGGCAGAGAGGAUGCAGUCUCUCCCAAAGAUGUUGGACACAACAUGUACAUCCUGGCUCACCAGCUCGCCCGCCACAACAAGCUUUUACAGCAGAUGCUGAAGCCAGGAUCGGAUGCAGAUGAUGGGGACGAGGCUCUGCGACAUUAUGCCAACCAUACAGCCCAGAUUGAGAUUGUCCGGCAUGACAGGACCAUGGAACAGAUCGUGUUUCCUGUCCCCAGUAUCUGCGAGUACCUGACUCGAGAGUCCAAGUGCCGGGUGCUGACCACAACCGAGCGGGAUGAGCAGGGCAGUAAAGUGAAUGAUUUCUUCCAACAGACCGAAGAUCUCCACAAUGAAAUGAAGUGGCAAAAGAAAAUUAGGAAUAACCACGCACUAUUCUGGUUCUCAAGACACAUCUCACUCUGGGGGAGCAUCUCUUUCAACCUGGCUGUGUUCAUCAACCUGGCAGUCGCACUCUUCUACCCAUUUGGGGAUGAUGGAGAUGAAGGUACACUUUCUCCGUUGUUCUCAGUUCUUCUUUGGAUAGCAGUUGCAGUCUGUACCUCUGUGCUAUUUUUCUUCUCCAAGCCUGUGGGGAUCCGGCCCUUCCUUGUGUCUGUAAUGCUCAGAUCAAUAUAUACCAUAGGCCUUGGGCCUACAUUAAUACUUCUUGGCGCUGCAAAUCUCUGUAAUAAAAUCGUAUUUCUGGUGAGUUUUGUUGGGAACCGAGGUACAUUCACUCGCGGCUACAGAGCGGUCAUCCUGGAUAUGGCAUUUCUCUACCAUGUGACCUACGUCCUGGUCUGCACACUGGGCCUCUUUGUCCAUGAGUUCUUCUAUAGCUUCCUGCUCUUUGACCUGGUGUACAGAGAAGAGACGUUACUCAAUGUCAUCAAGAGUGUGACUCGCAAUGGCCGCUCCAUCAUACUCACGGCAGUGCUGGCACUCAUCCUGGUCUACCUCUUCUCUAUUGUCGGCUUCCUCUUCCUGAAGGAUGACUUCACCAUGGAAGUGGACCGACUAAAGAACAGGACCCCUACAGCAGGUGGCGGCCGAGUCCCGACCAUGACCUUGUCUUCGCUGGAAGGCACCUGCAUGAAAGAGAAUUGUUCCCCAACCAUCCCAGCGAGUCCAGCUGAUGAAGAGCCUGAAGAUGGUGUGGAGAGGACAUGUGAUACCCUGCUCAUGUGUAUCGUCACCGUGCUGAACCAGGGCCUCAGGAAUGGUGGCGGUGUGGGAGAUGUGCUCAGACGGCCUUCCAAAGACGAGCCUCUGUUUGCUGCCCGAGUGGUAUAUGACCUCCUCUUCUACUUCAUCGUCAUCAUCAUCGUCCUCAACUUGAUUUUCGGCGUGAUCAUUGACACCUUUGCUGAUCUCAGAAGUGAAAAACAGAAGAAAGAGGAAAUUCUCAAGACCACUUGCUUCAUCUGUGGACUCGAGAGGGACAAGUUUGAUAACAAAACAGUUUCGUUUGAAGAGCACAUCAAAUCAGAGCACAAUAUGUGGCAUUACCUGUACUUCUUAGUCCUGGUGAAGGUGAAGGACCCCACAGAGUACACGGGACCUGAGAGCUAUGUGGCGCAGAUGAUUGUGGAGAAGAACUUGGACUGGUUUCCUCGGAUGAGAGCCAUGUCCCUGGUGAGCGGCGAGGGAGACAGUGAGCAGAACGAGAUUCGGAGCCUACAGGAGAAGCUUGAGUGUACCAUGAGCCUCGUGAAACAGCUGUCCGGGCAGCUGGCAGAGCUGAAGGAGCAGAUGACAGAACAAAGGAAGAAUAAGCAGCGGCUGGGCUUUCUGGGAUCCAACCCACACCAUGUGAACCAUCACGUGCCACCGCCACACUGAGCCCGGAGCAGUGACCGCCCGCCCGCCCCGAAUGCAGAGCGGAGCCCGAGUGAACAGUGCCUAUUGUUGAAAACUUCAAAACAACUGAGCGCCAAGGCGUCGGGUGCCUGAGCUCGGAGGGAACAAUUUCCAACUGUUUUUCCCCGGCCCAGAAGCCCCAGUUUGAAAUGCAGCAACUGAGAAGCACAUGUCCAGCCUUUCCAAGAAUGCAGGAAGGCCCCAGCUGGAAAGGGCUGGAAGGACCAGCAGGAA
Molecule: messenger RNA, 8384 nt
Organism: Suncus etruscus (white-toothed pygmy shrew)
Lineage: Eukaryota; Metazoa; Chordata; Mammalia; Eulipotyphla; Soricidae
Gene: ITPR2
Product: inositol 1,4,5-trisphosphate receptor type 2
Biological process (GO): calcium ion transmembrane transport
Cellular component (GO): endoplasmic reticulum; membrane
Molecular function (GO): inositol 1,4,5 trisphosphate binding; inositol 1,4,5-trisphosphate-gated calcium channel activity
Source: RefSeq, a predicted model, not a curated record